Molecule: messenger RNA, 490 nt
Organism: Thrips palmi
Lineage: Eukaryota; Metazoa; Arthropoda; Insecta; Thysanoptera; Thripidae
Exons: 3
Coding region: 34-432 (132 amino acids)
Source: RefSeq, a predicted model, not a curated record
GCGCUGCCGCCGGCCUCCAGCGGCCGCGCCGCCAUGGUCGCCGUCGCCGUCCUGCUGCACGCCAUGCACCUGCUCAGCCUGCCCGAGCACCUCGCCGACCUGGAGGGCGGCGCCACGCCCAGGAACGUGCUGCUCUUCCGCGACGCCGGCCUGCUCAUCCUGCUGGUGGUGCUGCAAUGGCUCGUGUCGCUGCACCUGGCUUCUCGGCGGAGGCCCCUUCCCGGAUGGCUGCGCUCCGCGUACCGCGCCCUGGCCGUGCUCCGGACCCCCCUGCUGCUGCCCGCCGUGCCGGCCUCCCCAAACUCUACCCCACCCGCGAGGCUUCAGCCUCCAGACGAGGAGAGCGUCGGUCUUUCCGAGGUCUCGGACCGCCUCGCGCUGCUGGCCGUCGGGGCCACGUACUUGGCCCUCGUGGUCGCCAGCCUGCCGUGACCGUGACUGUGUUGCAGUGUAAAGCUAUGGUCCAGCUCAAUAAAAUAAUACUAGAACU